Molecule: messenger RNA, 1735 nt
Organism: Mangifera indica (mango)
Lineage: Eukaryota; Viridiplantae; Streptophyta; Magnoliopsida; Sapindales; Anacardiaceae
Product: UPF0187 protein At3g61320, chloroplastic-like
Exons: 4
Coding region: 242-1462 (406 amino acids)
Biological process (GO): regulation of photosynthesis, light reaction
Molecular function (GO): voltage-gated chloride channel activity
Source: RefSeq, a predicted model, not a curated record
AAUGCUCAUUUUAGUACAACAGCAGAGAUGGACGGCAAGGAAAGCUCCGUGACAAAUAUUUCGUCCUCGUGCAGUAACACAGAGAAAAACUCAAUAGUUUAUCCUUCUCAUUUAAUUUGAACGUGUUAAAAUAUGAAACAACCGUUGCCUUGAGCCAUUGCCAACGACCCAUCAUCCACUCCCACACACUCUGCUUUAGACCUUAACUGUUCUCUGCUUCGUUUUCUGCUCUUCAAGCCCAAUGAACCAAUCCACCAAACUUUCACUUUCUUCCAGCUUUACCCCCAAACCCCUAUUCAAAUUACAUGGCACUCUCACCUUUCCCUCGAAACCCACUAAACUUCUUACCUUCAAAACUCUCUCUUCCUCGCAACCUGAAUCAGAAUCUCCCUUUAAAAACCUAACUGUAAAUUCAAUUCUUCGUGCCAUCCCUGACUGGGCUGACCGCGUUAAAGAGCGUGGAAUGCAACGGAAGAGAUCAUUGUACAACCACGAAAAAUGGGUUUAUCACAGAAGCUCAUUGCGUCACAUUAGGCACUUACUUUCAAGCUUAUCUUCUCGCGUGAUACUUUCAUUAAUCCCACCAGUGAUUGCUUUUACUUUGGUGGCUGUGAUUAUUGCGAGUUACAAUUCUGCUGUGGAAAUGCAUUUGUUGCCCGGGUUCUUCCCCGUUUUAAGAGCUUCUUCGUUGCCGUAUCAACUGACGGCUCCCGCUUUGGCGCUGCUUUUGGUGUUUAGGACUGAGGCUUCGUAUUCGAGGUAUGAGGAAGGCAGAAAGGCUUGGACUAAGAUCGUUGCAGGAACUAUUGAUUUUGCUUGUAUGCUCAUUUCUGGGGUUGACGAUUCUGCUGAUGACUCUAUUAAGGAUAAGCUUUUGCGUUAUAUUAUGGCUUUCCCAGUUGCUCUUAAGUGUCAUGUGAUUUAUGGCUCAGAUAUUGGCAGAGAUCUCAAAACUUUGCUCGAUGGAGAUGAUUUGGGAGUAGUACUUAGUUCAAAGCAUCGGCCCCGCUGCAUUAUUGAAUUCAUUUCCCAAAGCCUGCGGUUGCUAAACUUAGAUGGAUCAAAGAGAACUAUGUUGGAGUCAAAGAUGUCUUGUUUUCAUGAAGGAAUCGGUAUAUGUGAACAGCUCAUCGGUAUUCCUAUCCCUCUCUCAUACACACGCUUGACAUCAAGGUUUCUAUUCCUCUGGCAUCUCACUCUUCCCAUCAUACUUUGGGAUGAUUGCCAUUGGAUAGUGGUUCCAGCUACUUUUAUCAGUGCUGCAUCUUUGUUCUGCAUAGAAGAAGUUGGGGUGCUUAUUGAGGAACCUUUUCCAAUGUUAGCCUUGGAUGAACUUUGCAAUCUUGUUCAGACCAACAUUGAGGAAGCAGUUAGAACUCAGAAAAUUAUUCAAGCACAGAUAAUUGCAAAGCGAAAGAGUCAUUCUUUUGAGCAUUCACAUAAUGGUCGGCCUACCUUGUGAAGUAGACAGGAAAUUCAAGCAACAUCUGCACAUGGGCUACAGAAUAAGCUGCCUAAAUACUUUAAUAUUGUCAGGAACUUGGAGCUACCCUCCUGCUGCAUCCAGAUGUAUUAUUACAGCUGAUGUCUGAACGUAAAUGUGCAUAUAAUAAAGUGAGGUGGCCAGGAAACCUAUUUUUGUUGUAUAUAAACUAAAUUCAUGACUUUAAUAAAGCCUAUCCGUAUGAAAGAAAAUAAUGGGAUUUUGACACUCUGCUUCUGGAUUGGCAUCUCA